AUGACGCCUCCCAUGCCGGCCAAGGCCCGUAGAUGGAACGCGAAGACAGUACAGGCGGUCGACAGCAAAGGCGCAGGCAAGAGCGCUGGCAUGAAGCGAGCCAUUGGCAAUAGCAGCUCCGAGCGCCCAAACAAACGGCGGAAGGCAGCAGCAUCCACCAAGAAAGAUGUCUCCGUACCGGAAGCCAACAAGGCGGACGAUCCAUGGGUUGUAAAUCCGGAUCAGGUGUUCAGAUUCAUGGACCUACCAGGAGAGUUGCGCAACCGGAUUUAUGGAAUGGCGAUCGAAUGGAGCUUCCGCUGCUUCCCUAAUACCCAUGAAAAGCCAAAGAAAUCCAGACGCGGAAAAGCGAUUGAGGAAAAAGCACCUGCCAUCACCCAAGCGAAACCCCUUCCUUACAUCGGCUUGACGCAAGUCUGUUCUCUCAUCCGUACUGAGUUUCGUCCUUUGUGGCUAUCCACCCAUCAGUUCCCGCUCUUUGCACUGGAUGGUUACUUCAAAGCGUUCUUUCCGGUGUUACGCGGAGGGUCACGAUUAAGCGAAGACGUUCGGAAACGGAUCAAGGGUUAUUCCAAAACGACUGGCACCCUGCGUCUCUGGAUCAGAAUGGACUGCUUGAAACGCGUUGAUGUCCUCCCACUUCUCAAGUUCAGGCACCGGUUCCCCGAGUACAUCAUAACGCCCAAAGCUGCCCAACCCAAUGUUGAAAAGCUCACCAUGGACUCGUUCACAGCUCUCAUGAAUACCGACAAUGCGACCUGGGUCAGUUACAUCAAACAACACCGCGUUACGCAGGUUAAGUUGCAAAUCAGCCGUUACGAGGUCCGAUCCUCCAACUUGCCCAUGCGCAUUGUUCUCAAGGAGAAGUACGCGCUCGACUGGAUGGGAUCGGGCUUCGUUCGCCUGCCCCAUGUUGUGGAAGAGUACAAGGAAUUCUUGGGGCUCGACCCAAGUUGGGGUGUUACUUUUGCCGUGGAUUACUCAUGA
Molecule: messenger RNA, 987 nt
Organism: Alternaria triticimaculans
Lineage: Eukaryota; Fungi; Ascomycota; Dothideomycetes; Pleosporales; Pleosporaceae
Exons: 3
Coding region: 1-987 (328 amino acids)
Source: RefSeq, a predicted model, not a curated record